UUUGUCAGUAUACCUAGCCCCUUUUCUUGGUGCCUUUUCUAAACAUUUUAAAUAUGCUUAACUUGUCGCUUGCCAGCCCGAUUAAGAACUUUUACAACCUGUGUGCAGCUGCUUGGCUUUGCGGCUCCCAUCCACCACAGCCCCAAAAUAACCCCAUAAACUUGUUGCGCAAUCUGCAAUUGUCUGCGAGCUCUUGUUUAUUAUGCACUGCGUGUACACAUACUCGGUGAAAAUCCCAGAAGUGGGCGGUUGUCCAGCGGCAGGCGUGUAUAUAAGCUCGGCGGCCGGCAUCUCGGUCUUUUCAGUUGCGAUUUCUCUGGGACUCGGCACAGGACUCCAACAGAAGAUCACAUGAGCGGCACAAACUUUUGAGCAAGUCCCCGACCAACGACCAAGACAAGCAUGCAUUGGCUGGCCCAUUUCCAGAUCGUAUUGCUAUGCAUAUGGCUGAUGUGCCCCAGCUCACAGGCCAUCAAAUGCGACACUUGUGGCAAAGAGUGUGCCAGCGCCUGUGGCACCAAGCAUUUUCGGACCUGCUGUUUUAACUACCUUCGCAAGCGAACCGACCCGGAUGCACUGCGUCAGAGCUCCGACCGGAGGCUCAUCGACUUCAUCCUGCUGCAGGGACGGGCCCUCUUCACCCAGGAACUGCGAGAGAGACGCCACAAUGGCACCUUGAUGGACCUCGGCCUACAGACCUACUACCGCUGAAGCUCCCCCUGAUCACUCCAUUUGAACUGAUACGGAACUGGCCUUGACUCCGACCAACGAUUCACACGAUCCACUGGCUAUUGAAAUGCUUGAAAUGUUAAUUUACCAAUAAAGGCACUAACUUCUUUGGGGCACUGUGCUGGA
Molecule: messenger RNA, 855 nt
Organism: Drosophila gunungcola (fruit fly)
Lineage: Eukaryota; Metazoa; Arthropoda; Insecta; Diptera; Drosophilidae
Gene: Trissin
Product: trissin
Exons: 4
Coding region: 403-711 (102 amino acids)
Source: RefSeq, a predicted model, not a curated record